This is a messenger RNA of Paramuricea clavata, 5463 nucleotides long. The record is from the annotation of a GenBank genome assembly. NCBI's taxonomy places the organism in Eukaryota, Metazoa, Cnidaria, Anthozoa, Malacalcyonacea, Plexauridae.
AUGCAACACAGGCCAGCACAUUCAUUAUCAACUUCGCAAUGGCGCCCAUCGCACGACGAUGCAUUACGACAAGCCAGACUGCUGUUUGCGUCAAAAGCCCGACAACAGUGAGUCACGUUUUGGCCUGUUUUGCGACAGUCGACGUCGGACUCGCAGGUGUUGUAGCCCCCAAUUACGUGCGCAAAAAUUAACGCGAAUUGUAGAAAAACAAAGCUUUCCAUGUCGUCUGUUUGGGCGCACGGGUAAAGAGUGUAUGUGUUUGUAACUAAAUAUUUCCGUAAAAUAUAGAAAGAUUAAGAUUAAGAGGUUUUAAGAUUCUCUCGUAUAUGGAGUACUUAAAUAAGUUAAGACUUUUUUCCAAUACGUAAAUUUCACUAAUGAAAUAACCGAUUGAAUUAUAGGAUAGAAUUUAGUUUUCUGUGCGAGGAAAUUAGUAUUAAUAUAAAAUUUGUAACGACAGUGUGUCCUAGCUCUUUCAAUAUUAUAAUUUGAGGAUAGGUAAUAGGACCUCAACAUGCGUCUGGGACUUCAUUGUUUGUGAAUUUCUUAUAAGCAUUAUAUUUAAUUAAUGGAUUUCUUCACAGGGUCUGGAAAGUAGACCGCAUCGUGAAAUAUUGUAUAUUAGGUGCACGCAUCUAGUGGGUGUAUUUUUUUGUGUCGUUUGUGUGUAAAUCCAUUGGAGAAAUGUCGUAUUUGAAGCGUAAUAUCGUAAUUGAAGUAUGCAAAGUUAUUAGUAAUUGAUAGGUGUGAUUUGAUGAUGCACAUUUAUCACAGGAUCUAAGUCGACCAUGCCUCGAAUUCCUGUAAAUACCGGGUGGCCCAAAAAAAAGUACUCCUGUUUGAUUUAUAAUAACUUCUAAACAAGUAAAGCUAUCAAACAGAAAUAACUUGCAUUAAAUAGAGGAAGGACUAACUUAGAUUUUGAUAUGUUACAGUUGUAUUUUACUUAAAAAUUCACGGAGAUAUUAAUGUUCAAAAUCGGGAGCAUAUUUUGGGAUGUGUCUAAAAUUAGCGAAAAUCGGCGUAUCAAAUUUCACUCCAGCGUUUGUUUGCUUAAUGACAUAUCAGGGUAAAUUGUAUUUCAGCGAAUUGUCGUUAGGGUUUGUAAGGGAUAUGGCGUAGAUUUAGACAUCUUACAUGUAACUCUUAACUUAUUGUUUCCUGAAAUAUGAACGUUCGAAAUUAUGUAAGUAUUUAAUAGGUCUUUGCAAACUUAAGGUACUGAAAGACCAUGCAAGGCAGGCGCUUCAAUUUUUCUUAAAUAACCUAUUUUUUUAUGUUUUUCAUGGGUUCAAAACAAAGUUGAUUAUUUCUCGAUUAGAGCAGGAUUAAUAGAUAUAAUAAUACUUUGUUUCAUAAUAAACAAUUUGUCAAGUGUCAUUUAUUUACUGGUAAUAGUGCAUGUUUCAGUCGGGCAAAUCUUGAUUAAUAUUUGAUACGCCGAUUUUUGCAUAUUUCAGACACAUCCAGAAAUAUCCUCCCGAAUUUAAAGAUUAAUAUCUCCGUGAAUUUUUAAGUGAAAUACAACUGUAAUAUAUCAAAGUCUAAGUUAGUCCUUCCUCUAUUUGAUGCAAGUUAUUUCUCUUUAAAAGCUAUACUUGUUUAGAUGUUAUUACGAAUCAAACAGGAGUACUUUUUUUUGGGCCACCCGGUAGGAAUUGAUAUUUAGACCUUCCACAGUCGCUUGUGAUUUUGUGUUGUGUAAUUUUCCUAUAGCACUAUUCAGCCACUGGUUUCUUAUAUCUUCACAGGAUCUGGAAAGUAGACCAUGCCGUUUUUUGCUAUACACAAUUACCAAUAUAUAAGACAUGCGACAAAACAUACUUCUCUAUAAUUUUGUAUAUACUAAUGACAUAUAAUUUUAUUAUACUGCAGCCCAAACAUUGUAAAAAUUCAAAUGCAUCUACAACAUUAGUAUUAAUUUGUAUAAUACGAACAUUCCCCUAGCCUGCGAAUACAGACGCCUCACAUUGGCCGAUGUGAGGCGUCUGUAUUCGCAGGCUAACAUUCCCCCUUCUUUUUCUCUCUUGUAAAUAUAGUUUUCUUCAAAACUUUCUGAUUUUACAUAUUGUAUUGAUUGAAUUAGCCCAAAAUUUUUGAAAUUAUUGUAAUACAUUUUAAGUAUCUUUUUUUAUACAUGGGGAAAUUAAAAAUUAAAAAAAAAACUAUCAAAGUCUCUUGACCGUGAAAACCUUGAGGCAAAGAGUGUAUGUUUCAUGUAAACUGAUAUUUCCGCAAAGAUUGGAAUAAGGACUGAACUCCUGAACUGAAUUCACGUAAAUUAUUGAUCUGACACGCUCAAAUUAGCCAUUCCGAAGUUGAUGAGAGGGCUGGGGAUGAGUGUUAAAAAGUGCCCAAAUUAAGAAAUGAACCAAAUCACUAAAAAGACCACCUCAAAAUUAGUAAGUAUACAAAGUUUGAAGACGUUUACAUGAAUACCCUUCGAAUAAUAAGCUUUCGAAAAUUGUGAAAUUACUGAUUAAAAGAUUGUUUUUGGGACAAAGAUUGUCAAUGGUACAUUACAGUACAUUUCAUAGUACUGAAAUAUCACGAUUUUUGAUAGCUUAUUAUUCGAAGGGUAUUCGUGUAAAUGCAUGUCUUCAAACUUUGUAUACUUACUAAUUCUGAGGUGGUCUUUUUAGUGAUUUAGUUCAUUUCUUAAUUCGGGCACCAGUUUAACAGUCGUCCCCAGUCCACUCAUCAAUUUCGGAAUGGCUAAUUAACCUCUGUUGAACAGCCAUUUAUAUUUUUUCGUUUUCUAGUUUACUCAUUCGUGUUUGCCAAGCAUUAAAAAGUCGUGCGUUUGACGUUCGUGAAACGGCCAGAGACACUCUGUCGAAAAUAACGAAUUCUCUCGGCAUUUGCUACUUUCCUUUCAUACUUACCGAAUUACGGAGUUCACUGAUAAAAGGCUAUCAGGUUUGUUUAUUUUUAUUAUAUGGAGUAGUGACGGAGCUUAGCAAAUUAAUAUUUUCACAUGCACAUCCAGCUUUUAGUGCUUGUUAUAAUAUAAAGGCUUGAAUAGCUUUAUUUAUACUGAAUAGCUUCCUAUAGGUCCAGUAUAUAAGAGUCAUCUCUUAUUGAUCCAGUGUUACUACAGGAGGAAACCUGAACUAACUUUAUCUAUACUGCAUGGAUAGCUCUAUCAGUUCUAAACUGUUCUUCCUAGAGGUCCAGUGGAGAUCGUCUCUUAUUGAUCCAGUGUUACUAGAGAAGGAAACCUAAACUAAACUAACUUUAUCUAUACUGGAUAGCUCUAUCAGUUCUAAACUGUUCUUCCUAGAGGUCCAGUGAAAAUCAUCUCUUAUUGAUCCAGUGUUACUACAGGAGGAAACCUAAACUAACUUUAUCUAUACUGGAUAGCUCUAUCAGUUCUAAACUGUUCUUCCUAGAGGUCCAGUGAAAAUCAUCUCUUAUUGAUCCAGUGUUACUACAGGAGGAAACCUAAACUAACUUUAUCUAUACUGGAUAGCUCUAUCAGUUCUAAACUGUUCUUCCUAGAGGUCCAGUGAAAAUCAUCUCUUAUUGAUCCAGUGUUACUACAGGAGGAAACCUAAACUAACUUUAUCUAUACUGGAUAGCUCUAUCAGUUCUAAACUGUUCUUCCUAGAGGUCCAGUGAAAAUCAUCUCUUAUUGAUCCAGUGUUACUACAGGAGGAAACCUAAACUAACUUUAUCUAUACUGGAUAGCUCUAUCAGUUCUAAACUGUUCUUCCUAGAGGUCCAGUGAAAAUCAUCUCUUAUUGAUCCAGUGUUACUACAGGAGGAAACCUAAACUAACUUUAUCUAUACUGGAUAGCUCUAUCAGUUCUAAACUGUUCUUCCUAGAGGUCCAGUGAAAAUCAUCUCUUAUUGAUCCAGUGUUACUACAGGAGGAAACCUAAACUAACUUUAUCUAUACUGGAUAGCUCUAUCAGUUCUAAACUGUUCUUCCUAGAGGUCCAGUAUAAGAGUCAUCCUUUAUUGAUCUAGUGUUAGUAAGGGAGGAAAACUAAACUGAACUAACUUUAUUAAUACUGAAUAGCUCUAUCACUAGUUCUAAACUGUUCUGCCUAUAUAGAGAUGGAGGACACCUAAUCUAAACUAACUUUAUUUAUACUAAAUAGUUCUAUCAGUUCUAACCUAGAGGUUCAGGUGAAAAGAAAAUGUUCCAAACACUAUAUAUAUAUAUAUAUAUAUAUAUAUAUAUAUAUAUAUAUAUAUAUAUAUAUAUAUAUAUAUAUAUAUAUAUAUAUAUAUAUAUAUAUAUACAGAGAUGAUAUAAUUUCAUGAUGUAAACAUCUUGCCCCAAAAAAGCAAAGGUGUAUAUUUUAUAAUAUAUAUAUAUAUAUAUGUACUAUUUAAAGCACGCGUAGGAGUGUUUUAUCACAUAUAAAACACGACGCGUAGCGGAGUGUUUUAUAUGUGAUAAAACACGACUACAAGUGCUUUAAAUAGCUUAAAAAACGACUCAUUUUAUACGAGUUCAUUGGCGAAGUAAUUUUUAAAAUAAACUUUGUCUAAACCGAAAAAAUCAAAGCUAAAGUUUAUGUAAAUUAACGUAAUUUUUUAUCACAUAUAAAACCACGACACGCUUAUGAUUUUUCUUUGUGUUUUGUUCCUGAAUUAUUAAUGAGUUUUUUAAAUAUAUAUACAACAAGUGUUACGCUUUCCUGUCUUUCCACGUUUAAUUUGUUUUAUUUUUCAUUUUAGCUUCACGUUCUGGGCGCGACGUUGUAUUACAUUUUGAACAAAUUUGAAGAAAAUAUUCCUGAUGGCGGACUGGACGUGUCUGUUCAAAGCAUAAUAGAGGUACGAUGUUCAUUAUAAUGUGUACGUCAUAUAUAAAGACGUUUGUGAUUGGCUGAAAUGCGUGCUCGAUAGAUCGAUUUAGAAAACACCGAUACAAACUGAAAGACGCCGCCUUCGAAACAAAGAAAUUCUUCAUAAAAAACAAAAAAGUUUGAAUAAUCUGUGGUACCAGGGGUGGUAUCCUCAACAGCGUUGUUAUUCUGAAUACAACAUUAAACUAAAGCUACGUUUACACUUGUAUCCGAGAUAGCAUUCCGACGUAAAAAACAACUAUCCGCACCUUUUAGGAACGCUAUAUUUUCAGAAUUCAGAGGAAUUAUUGCAACGGAAAGAUCUUGUUUCGCUCAGCUUUGAAAGUAUUCCGUAUAGGAUAGGUGCUUUUUCACGCCGCUACGGAAAGCUAACCCGCCUAUCCGGAAAAGUUUAAACGUAGCCUAAGUUUUUCGUGUCAUUGGAGCAACGUAAAUAUUAAUUAACCAGCUAACUGUAUUUUUUUAUUUUAAGGUUUUAACCCAAGAUAUUUUUGGGGAGCCUGCUCGCGAACGGGAGGUAGAUAAAAUCUCAACAAAAUUGCCCGAAGCUCGAAGUACGAAGAGUUUUGAAUGUUUUGAAUUGGUUGCGAAGAAAAUGAGCGCCGCCCAGCUAAUGGUCCUUAUUACGCCUUUGAAAGAG